UUCAUUACCAGCUUUGCGGCAAAGAAGACCUCGCUUUCAACGACAACUUACCGCAGAUACACUACCCAAAAACAAAAAAAAGGUGACCUCUUAUGGUGGAAGAAGUUUUUAUUUUUUUCAAAUGAGCCCAUCGUUUGUUCGCCGGUAUGGUCAACGGCUGUUGUUUUUUGUUACUACACUGUACCUAGUGGUGGUUGGCGGUCUUAGUGAAGUGGGCUCCGCAGCACGCAACGAUAACGCCACCGAUACGCUGCUGUACGAUGGCCGGCUCCAGUGGAACGAUUAUCGCUAUUUGGAGGGACUGCCGCUGGAACAAUUACUACUGCUGCAGCGCAAAGUGAGCGAGCUGGGCAACAGUUUGCUCUUCAACACUACUAAUGAGCCGGAGGCAGAAACGCGCCAAAUGCCCGACGGCGACGGUGACAAAAACGAUCGGCGAAAUGUGUUUGCACUGCCGCUACAGAUGCAAACCACGGCGGACAGGAGGUCCUCCUCCGUGGAGCCGUGGAACACGAAACCGUCCAAGGUUCAAACCAUAUUUCAAAUCAGUAUUACCGGGCUAGCAUUUCUAGCGUUUGCCGGAUACCUGCUGUGCAUGAUCGUACAGGCCAUCAAAAGCAAAGGAACGACCUACUACCAUCCCACGAUCACCGGUUCGGCCACGCUCGCGUCGGCGAUCAAAAAGCGAAAACCGUUCAUGCGCCGCAAGCGUGAUCUGACCUACAUCUCGCCCCUGGAUGCGUACGAUGCGGCGCAAUUGCACCAGAUGCUCGUUACCUUCGCCGAGGCGUACGCAAACGCCCCCGGAAGCUGAAGCGCAUCCGCGUCGAGCCAGAACCCAACAUAUUCCGGGGCGCCAGCAGCACUUCGUUCUACAAACAAGCAAAAAAACAUAAACACUCACCUGGUAUGGUCGUACAUUUGGUUUGGUGGCACUCGUGGAAUUCGUCCAACAUUUUUCACCCCAUACAUGGCGUACUGAUCAUCCGCGAUCGAGAUAUCCCUGCGAGUGUAUGGAUCGAAAUGGUUUUUUAUUUCGAAAUAAAUAUAAAAUGCAACGUUUUUUGCAAAUGCA
Messenger RNA from Anopheles gambiae (African malaria mosquito), 1075 nucleotides. RefSeq lists its product as uncharacterized. Bases 122 to 814 code for a protein of 230 amino acids. NCBI's taxonomy places the organism in Eukaryota, Metazoa, Arthropoda, Insecta, Diptera, Culicidae. The record is from RefSeq and is a predicted model, not a curated record. The transcript is spliced from 3 exons.